Drosophila ficusphila is the source of this 993-nucleotide messenger RNA. RefSeq names its product tetraspanin-2A (gene Tsp2A). Bases 151 to 885 code for a protein of 244 amino acids. The record is from RefSeq and is a predicted model, not a curated record. Lineage: Eukaryota; Metazoa; Arthropoda; Insecta; Diptera; Drosophilidae. The transcript has 2 exons. Gene Ontology annotation, cellular component: membrane.
UCAUCACCGCGUACUACAGCCAAGAGUCAAGUUUGGUCAAAACGUUUUUAUCGUACGAACCCAACGGAUCUCCGUUUUGGUCCCGCUUCCGAGUAACCUAUUUUGUUCCACUGCCCCGAAAAGAAUCAACCUAAACGAGGUUCCUGAACCAUGGGUAUUGGGUAUGGCGCCUCCGACGAGAAGCUGGAGAAGCAGAUCGGCUGCGUAAAGUACACGCUCUUUUGCUUUAACAUCGUGGCCUGGAUGAUAGCGACGGCACUGUUCGCCCUGACGGUCUGGCUGAGGGCUGAACCGGGCUUCAACGACUGGCUGCGCAUCCUCGAUGCUCAGUCCUUCUACAUCGGCGUGUAUGUGCUUAUUGGUAUAAGCAUCAUAAUGAUGGCUGUCAGCUUCCUCGGAUGCCUCAGUGCGCUGAUGGAAAACACUCUUGCGCUGUUUGUGUUCGUGGGAACCCAAGUCUUUGGGUUCAUUGCCACGGUGGCCGGAUCGGCGGUUCUCAUGCAGUUCAGCACCAUGAAUUCCAGUCUUCAGCCACUGCUGAACGUUUCGCUGCGCGGCUUUGUAGCCACUUCCGAGUACACCUACUCUAACUACGUGCUGACCAUGAUUCAGGAGAACAUCGGCUGCUGCGGAGCCUCUGGGCCGUGGGAUUAUCUCGACCUGCGCCAGCCGCUGCCCAGCUCCUGUCGCGACACCGUCAGCGGCAACGCCUUUUUCAACGGUUGCGUCGACGAGCUGACCUGGUUUUUCGAGGGUAAAACCGGCUGGAUAGUCGCUUUGGCCAUGACACUCGGCCUGCUUAACGUCAUCUGUGCUGUGAUGAGCUUUGUCCUCGUGCAGGCGGUCAAGAAGGAGGAGGAGCAGGCCAGCAACUAUCGCCGCUAAAUUGCCCCGAAUAGUUAUGUUAGUUAGUAACGACAAGUGACCCUACGAUAGAUCUAAGAAUUCACACCCCUUUCGAACAAUAAGUACAAUAAAGAUUGCGACCCCUAA